CGAUAAAGUCAACAAGUUACUUCGUACAGUUUACAGCGCCACAUUAAACCUUUCUACUACUAAUCCCUAUCAACAUCGCGAUUAGGUACCGAUUAGAUGCUAACGAAUUCAUUAUCAACAACCAUCACCAUCACCAUCGCAAAAUAAUAUUCCUCUCGACUACGAACUUCUUUCCCUCGCCCGGCAAUUCGAACAUAUAUUUAGAUUUCGACGACCUCAGCUCAGGCUAUAUAAACACCGCCAAAAUGCCGAAAGCAGAAGUCGGAUCAACGAAAUAUCUUAGCAAUAAGAUGAAGUCCAAGGGACUACAGCGACUUCGAUGGUAUUGCCAAAUAUGCGAAAAGCAGUGCCGAGACGCGAACGCGUUCAAGAUGCACACGCAGAGCGAGUCGCACACGAGGAAGAUGCUGCUCGUGGGCGAGGACCCCAAGAAGUACAUCGACGAGUUCAGCAACCAGUUCCUGAAGGACUUCCUGCAGCUGCUGCGGACGUCGCACGGCGAGAAGCAGGUGCAAAUCAACCACUUCUACCAAAACUACAUCGCCAACAAGGAGCACGUCCACAUGAACGCCACCAAGUGGCACUCCCUCACCGAGUUCGCCAAGUACCUGGGCCGGGAGGGCAUCUGCCGGGUCGAGGAGAACGAAAAGGGCAUCCACAUCGCGUGGGUCGACGACUCCCCCGAAGCCCUGCGCAGGAAGGAGGCCGUGCGCAGGAAGGAGAUGCAGGAUAAGGGCGACGAGGAGCGCGAGCAGAUGAUGAUCAGGGAGCAGAUCAAGCGCGCGAGGCGCGAGGCGGGCGAGCAAAAGCAAGACGAGGACGAGGCGGAUCAUACGGAAGGCAAAGAACUCAAGAGACAAGAAGGGGAAAAAAUCAAACUCUCCUUCGGCAUAAAGCCUGCUGCUGCUACCUCUCAACCGGAAUCAAGCGCGUCUCCGGAGAAAUCUUCUACUUCGGAGACGUUAGCGUCGCCAUCGAAAGACGGAUCAACAACCCCGCCGAGUCAGACCAGUACUACUAAUACAACUAGUACUACAACUACAACCGAGAAGCCUGCUACUGCUACUGCUACUGCUACUGCUACUACUGCCCCUGCUCCCGCGCCGAUUUCACUCAAGAUGGCAGCCAAGCCGCAGCCCAAGAACGUCUUCGCGGCCGCGAAGAAGAACGCGCUGGCCUCGGGAGCGCCCAAGAACGCGCUGGCCUCGGGAGCGCCCAAGAAGGCGCUGUCGGCCUUCGGGGAGCCGAAGAAGAUGAGCGAGGCGGAGCGCAUCAUGAAAGAAGAGAUCGAGCGGAAGAGAGCGCGCGAGAGUUCCGGGGGUAGAGAGGGCUUUUCGAAUAAGCGCCAAAGGAAUUAAGUGAUGUUGGGGUGGAAUAUUGACGAGGGAAAGGAUUAGGACUUGCUGCUUUUUAGGUGAUGGCAUUGCGAUAGGCGUUGGGGAGGUACCUAAGGUAUACCAUUGAUUUUGGGGAUUGAUUAGGGGUAUAAGCAUAAGGACCUAAAGCAUGGAAAUUUGGCAUGCUGGGAGGAGGGUUUCUCUCCAUGGCGACUUGUAUAUUUUUGUUGAGGUAAUCGUAUUGGGGAAGGUAUUGUUUUGGUGAUCUCCAUCGAUCAGGACUUAAGAAGAAUUCUAGUUUUGUAUGUACGUGAACGAAUACAAUACAAUAUUUCUUCAUGUUCAACCAA
Molecule: messenger RNA, 1687 nt
Organism: Daldinia caldariorum
Lineage: Eukaryota; Fungi; Ascomycota; Sordariomycetes; Xylariales; Hypoxylaceae
Product: domain of Kin17 curved DNA-binding protein-domain-containing protein
Exons: 1
Coding region: 246-1358 (370 amino acids)
Biological process (GO): DNA damage response; DNA replication
Cellular component (GO): nucleus
Molecular function (GO): double-stranded DNA binding
Source: RefSeq, a predicted model, not a curated record